AUGGCGAAGAUUAUCAGCCCAUGCGAUUUAGAGUGCGCUGCCGAAGCGCUGGCGCGAGGAAACUUAGUGGCACUUCCCACAGAAACUGUAUAUGGGCUGGGAGGUAAUGCUCUCAAUGAGGAUGCGGUGAAGAAAAUCUUUGCUGUGAAAGGUCGCCCAUCCACCGACCCGCUGAUUUGUCAUGUGACUGAUGUUGAAAAAGCAGUGGCGCUGUGGGAUGUGAAAGCAGACCCCGCAGCUCUCGAACUGGCAAAAUGUCUGGGGUCAGCAAUUUGGCCAGGGCCACUAACGAUUGUGUUUAAGGCAAAUCCAUCAUUGCCAAACGCGGUGACUGGCGGCUCUGGCUUCGUGGGCGCGCGAAUACCACGCCACCCAGUUGCCUUGCAGUUGCUGGAGCUUGUGGGUUUCCCUGUGGCGGCUCCUAGUGCCAAUACUUUCGGUCACGUUAGCCCAACCAUGGCUGAGCAUGUUCUCAAGGAUCUGGGGCCAAAGGAUCCUUCACUGCUUAUUAUCGACGGUGGGCACUGCGACAUUGGUAUUGAAUCCACUGUGGUGAAAGUGAACAGUGUUGAGAGUGUUGAAAUAUUGCGUCGUGGUGAGGUCUCACUUACUGACGUACAACGUGCCAUUGGGGACAAGUUUGCCGCACAUAUCACGAUUAGGGAUACACGUGCUCGCCACCUUACCCCUGAUGUGGCGAUGGAUGGGCCCGGACAACUGCUUACGCACUACUCGCCCAGUGUCCCGUCGAGGCUGCUGACACCUAGCAGUCUCACCGCUGAUAUGUCGAUAGAUCUGCGUAAUGUGGUGGUCGAGCUCUCGACAGGGUCGAAAGGAGUUCCACUGAGUCACACUGUAGUGAUUGACUUUGGGGGUCACCUGCAAGCCCUCAGGCCAGGCUGCCUGGCGUAUCGUGAUCUCAGCGCUAAAGCCGAGGUGCGAGAGGCCUGCUUCGCCGUAUUUGAAGCUCUGCGGUGGAGUGAAACGAUCCCAUCCGCGGAGGUGGUGCUUUUCCCGUUAAUAUCGGAGUGGCCACAUGCUAUCGCUGACACGGAGCUCCUCGCGGCAGUGGAGGAUCGUUUAUUCCGUGCCGCCUCCGGUCGAAUCGUCUGCAUUCGCCUUUGA
Molecule: messenger RNA, 1125 nt
Organism: Trypanosoma grayi
Lineage: Eukaryota; Euglenozoa; Kinetoplastea; Trypanosomatida; Trypanosomatidae
Product: putative translation factor (SUA5)
Exons: 1
Coding region: 1-1125 (374 amino acids)
Biological process (GO): regulation of translational fidelity
Cellular component (GO): cytoplasm
Molecular function (GO): double-stranded RNA binding; tRNA binding; nucleotidyltransferase activity
Source: RefSeq, a predicted model, not a curated record